Molecule: messenger RNA, 1503 nt
Organism: Parnassius apollo (apollo)
Lineage: Eukaryota; Metazoa; Arthropoda; Insecta; Lepidoptera; Papilionidae
Source: the annotation of a GenBank genome assembly
AUGGCUGACUCGGGACCUAGUAAGAGUGAUAUUGAAGCGAUUUUUCAAAGGUUACGAGCUAUUCCUUCAAAUAAAGUAUGUUUCGACUGCAAUGCCAAAAAUCCUACGUGGUCGUCGGUGACGUACGGUGUGUUCAUCUGUCUGGAUUGUUCAGCAGUGCAUCGCAGCCUGGGUGUGCAUCUCACUUUCGUACGCUCCACACAACUCGACACAAACUGGACAUGGAAGCAACUUAGAAACAUGCAGCUAGGGGGGAAUGUGAACGCGACUCAGUAUUUUCGCACCCAUGGCUUGGUGACUGAAGAUGCUCGUCAAAAAUAUAGCUCCCGUGUAGCACAAAUGUAUAGAGAUAAAUUAAAUGCUUUAUCUGAACAGGCCAUGAAAACAUAUGGAACUAAGCUCCACCUAGACCCAGCCCCAGUAGAAGUAAAGGAAAAAGAGAAGGAGUCGGUGGAGGUAGACUGGUUUGCGCAGCAUGGUGAAUCCCCUGCCACUAACACUAACCAGCCUAGCAUAACUGCACAGACAGUGGCAGGUGCUCCGGAGAGCCUGAGCUCGGAGGCGAGGCUGUGGGGCACCGCGCCGGCCACCGCCAACUCGCACAGCAAGCCAACCGCAAGGAGAUCUGGGUUGGGCGCUCGGAAAGGCGGGUUGGGUGCGACCAAAGUGGCAGCUAAUUUUGAGGACAUAGAGCGAGAAGCAAUCAUGGCAGAAAAACUAAAAAUGGAGGCUACGGAGGAGUCGGUGCGUGCAACGUUAGAGAGCGUGGAGCGCGAGGUGUCGCGGCUGCAUUUCGACGAGCCGCGCGCUGGCUUCGACCGCCUGGGCAUCGCCGCCGCGCGCUCGCACACGCACACGCACGGCAGCGGGGGCGUGUCCCACAGCGCGACGUCCGACAUGACCAGCAUCGACCAGGAGGACGCUGCACCGGCACGUGACCAGCUCGAGGACAUCGAUAACUUUAACUCCGUCUUCACCAUGAUCAGGAAUGAGCCGUACAGCAGCAGUCGUUUGUCGGAGAGCGAGAGGCGCGAGGAGCCCGGCUGGGAGCGAAUAGAACCGGAGCCGCCGCGUGUCGUACGCAACAUGUUCCACGCCGGAACUGGCUCUGGAACCGGAUCUGGAACCGGAUCCGGCACAGCCAGUCCCGGCGCCGGCACCGGCGGCCGCGCCCGCGCCGCCCGCACCCAGCCCGAAGACGACUCCGCCGUCAAGAAGUUCGGCGCCGCCAAGUCCAUCAGCUCCGCGCAGUUCUUCGGUGAACAUGAUUCUCGAUGGGAGCGCGACGCGAAUCUGACUCGGUUCCAGGGCAGCUCCAGCAUCUCGUCGGCGGAGUACUUCGGGGACGAGCGGCCGCCGCGGCAGAACUCCUUUACCGUUUCCGCACCCGAUCUGGACGAGGUGCGCGAGUCGGUGCGCGCGGGCGUGACGCGCGUCGCGGGCCGCCUAUCCUCGCUGGCCACCGGCGUCGUCUCCUCCAUACAGGAGCGCUACGGCUACUGA